Molecule: messenger RNA, 801 nt
Organism: Diaporthe citri
Lineage: Eukaryota; Fungi; Ascomycota; Sordariomycetes; Diaporthales; Diaporthaceae
Exons: 1
Coding region: 1-801 (266 amino acids)
Molecular function (GO): oxidoreductase activity, acting on the CH-OH group of donors, NAD or NADP as acceptor
Source: RefSeq, a predicted model, not a curated record
AUGUCCUCCCACACAGUAAUAGUAACCGGCGCCGGCGGCGGCCUGGGCAAGGCCACCGCCACGGCCUUCCUCGCCGCAGGCAGCAACGUGGCCAUCUGCGACGUGAACCAGGAGCGGCUGACCGCGGCGGAGAAGGAGUGGCUCGCCGCAGGCCACAAGCCCGAGCGGAUCCUGACCACGACGACGGACGUGACGGACCCGGCGUCGGUGCAGGCGCUCGUAGACAAGACCGCCGAGCGCUUCGGCCGCCUCGACCUGCUCGUGAACAACGCGGGCAUUAUGGACGACUUCUCGCCGGCGGCAGAGUGCCCGCCCGAGCUGUGGGCGCGCGUGCUGGGCGUCAACCUCAACGGGCCCUUCUACGCGACGCGCGCGGCCGUGGCGCAGUUCCAGAAGCAGGGGCAGGACGGGGAUAGCAGCAGUGGAGGUGGCCUCAUCAUCAACAUCUGCUCCGUGGCCGCCAGGACCGGGCACAGCGCCGGCGCGGCGUACACGGCGUCCAAGCACGGCCUGCUGGGCCUGAGCAAGAACACCGCCUUCGCGUAUGCCGACAAGGGGAUCUACUCCGUCGCGCUGAUGCUGGGCGGCAUGAACACUAACAUCACUGAUGCCAUGCAGAAGGGCAUCAACGUGGAUUUCUUCCAGAAGUUCGAGCAGUCGCAGGCAAAGUUCGACGGGGAGAAGCACACGGUCCUCGUCGAGAACGUGGCCAAGUAUUGUGUGUUCCUGUCGGACCGCGGGAUCGCCAGGAGCGCCAACGGGGCGUGUCUGGACUUUACGAACAACUGGCCUGCGCAGUAG